AGUGAGAGAAUGCCAGUGUGUGUGUGUGUGUGUUUAAACCUGUUCGGCGAGAUAGAUAGAGAGCGGACUUACUUAAAGAUAGAUGUGCUCGUUCGAUUCGAGGCAUUCUGUUGUGCCCGCAAACCGGUUAGCAAGGCGUAUUUGGUAAACAAAUUAAAACUUGAGGAUGUGGCCAGCAACGUUGUUGCUUUUUCUUCUCCCAUUUAGCCAGAUUUUGGGCCAUUUAAAUGAAACUGUCAACUCCUGCACCGAUUAUAAGAAGCGCAUCUUUGAGAAGUCGGAGGAUUAUAGUUACCUACUCCCCGAUGCGCCCAUUGUACGUAAGACAAUUGACAAUUGCCGCCGAUAUUCGCCACUGAUUGUCGGCGGUAAGCCGGCCGAUCCCAAAGAGUUUCCACCAAUGGCACGACUGGGACAUCGACAGGAAGGGAACACCGCCUGGUUCUGUGGCGGCACUCUAAUUAGCAACAGAUUCGUUCUGACCGCUGCCCAUUGCUUCGAUUCGGAGGACGGUGAUGUGAAUGUGGUUCGAUUGGGCGACCUGGACUUUGAUAGUGACAAGGACGAUGCGGCGCCAAAGGACUACGCUGUUGCCGAUAACAUACGGCAUCCAAAUUUUACGAGCACCGAGCUUUACAAUGAUAUUGCUUUGGUUAAACUGGCGGAGGAUGUUCGCUUCGAUCAAUACAAGCAUCCAGCGUGUAUGCCUUUUGAGACUGGCCAAAACAUGGAUUCCUUCAUAGCCAUCGGUUGGGGCAGCACUCGCUUAGCGGGCCAAUCCUGGUCGCAGUUGCUAAAAGUCAAACUCGAUCGGAUCGGAGAUGAGGUGUGCCGCAGAGUAAUUGAGGAGAGCGACGACUAUCCGCUUGGAUUCGAGACGAGCACUCAGAUGUGCGUGGGUUCCUCCGAGUCGAAGGAUACCUGUAACGGUGACUCGGGUGGACCGAUUCUAGUUUAUCACAAGGACUAUCCUUGUAUGUACCACAUUAUGGGCAUUACGUCGGCCGGAAUUGCCUGCGGUACACCCAAAAUACCCAGUGUUUACACGCGGGUUCAUCAUUACUUGGAUUGGAUUAUGACAGUUAUGGCUAAUAAUAAGUAAUUAUUAUCAAAUGUUUACCCAAUAUUUUUCAUAAUUACUCUAAUUUAAAUCACCAUUCAUACAUAAUUAAUCAUAAUGAAAUAAAUUUAAUUUCAUAUUCGGUA
This is a messenger RNA of Drosophila grimshawi, 1206 nucleotides long. Its product is annotated as venom protease. The record is from RefSeq and is a predicted model, not a curated record. Gene Ontology annotation, biological process: proteolysis. Gene Ontology annotation, molecular function: serine-type endopeptidase activity. The transcript has 4 exons. Bases 167 to 1102 code for a protein of 311 amino acids. Lineage: Eukaryota; Metazoa; Arthropoda; Insecta; Diptera; Drosophilidae.